This is a messenger RNA of Drosophila busckii, 2688 nucleotides long. It is a transcript of the gene vg, whose product is annotated as protein vestigial. Bases 1230 to 2483 code for a protein of 417 amino acids. Lineage: Eukaryota; Metazoa; Arthropoda; Insecta; Diptera; Drosophilidae. Gene Ontology annotation, biological process: regulation of transcription by RNA polymerase II. The record is from RefSeq and is a predicted model, not a curated record. The transcript has 8 exons. Gene Ontology annotation, cellular component: nucleus.
AAGAGAAUAUAUAUAGAAAAAUAUGUUGCUUAUUGUUUAGUGCAUAAAUCAUAUUAACUAAUAGCAGCGUUUCAAAAACAAAAAAAAAAAACAAAAGAAUAUUCUUAUUAUACGGAUUAUUUCUAUAAAAACUUUAGACGCUUGCAAUUUUUUCAACGGAAACUCGGGCAAGGGAACGAACCAACAACAGACCCCAAUAAUGGCCAACAAACAAGCAGCAAUGAAAAAGUACUAGCAACAACAGCAGCAACAGCAACAACAACUAACAGCAAUCAGCAAUGUGGAAAUGAUAAUUGCAAUUGCCUGCGCAUAGAAGCAAAGCAAAGCGGGUGAUGAAAGUUGAAGAGCAGCUUUAAAGAGCCAAACAAAUCAAGGAAAAUUCAUAGAAAGAAGACUGUUUUUCCUUCAUGUUUUUUAUUCAAUUGUAAAACAAAAGAAAAACUUUAGCUGGCAAAUCAAAGCGGCACAAGCAGCAAAAAAAAAAAAAACACACACAAUGAUGAAAUGAAAUGUAAUUAAAGCGCUUUGAUACAAACGCGAUGGUGUUUUACAAUAUGUAAAUAUAAUUAGUCGAGCGAAGUUUUCAUUCCUGGAAUUUUGCCAUUCGCCAAACGGCGGCAACAGCAGCAGCCGCUGCAGCAGCAACAGCAACAACAACAAACACGCCAACUGCAACUGCAACAAAACUCCGUAUCCGAAUCCCAGCGCAAGAGAGUCCAAGUCCAAGCCGGUUUUAUAAUUACUCCACACAACUUGCGGCUCAGCCCACCGCGUCUCUGCACUUGGACAGAUAUUUGUUUGUGCUUUUUUUUGCUUUAUUGUCGGCCCAAAGCUUGAGCUAGGCCCAGGCCGAGGCUAACGCUCCAGCUACAGCUGAGGCGGCCAACUAGUUGUGUCUCAAGGUGCGGCCAUUGCAACUUGCCGCAGCAGUUGGCACAGUUGCAGCUGCACAGUUAAGAGGCCAACGGCGCGGGGGGACCCCCCAGCGGCAACGGCAACGUCAAAUUGCCAUUUGCAAUUUCCAUCAACGAUCAUUGUGAACAUUUUUUGGCUUGGCAAAAGCUUACGGAAAACUGUGAUUACUGUGAUUACCGUGCCGCGUAUAUAUAAGUGUGUGUGUGUGUGUCUGUGUGUGUGCGUGUCUAUAUAUUAAACUGAACAACUGAUUGACAACACACAACGAAAGGAAUUGAGUGCAACUGCAAUAAACUGCAAGUGCAACUGCGACGAUGGCAGUGUCCUGCCCAGAAGUAAUGUACGGUGCCUAUUAUCCAUAUCUGUAUGGGCGCGCAGGACCUAGUCGUUCAUUUUAUCAAUAUGAGAGGUUCAACCAGGACCUCUACUCAUCAUCGGGCGUGCAGCUGGCCGCCUCGUCGAGCGCCUCGGGCAGCUCGCACUCCCCCUGCAGUCCCAUAUUGCCGCCCUCGGUGAGCGCCAAUGCUGCCGCUGCCGCCGUCGCUGCGGCGCAUAAUUCGGCAGCUGCUGCAGUAGCCGCUGUUGCCAAUCAGGCCUCCUCCACGGGCCUGCAGCUCGGCGCUGUGGGCGGCGUGGGCAGUGGCCCGACGAGCGGUUUACUCGGCACCAAUGUGCCCGGCGGCAGCAGCGCCAACAGCUCUGGCCUGGGCAUGAGUCCGGUGCUAAGUGGUGCCGUUGGCAGUGCAGUUGGCCACGCCCUACACAGUCGCGCCCAUCAAACCAAAGAAGAGGAUCUCAUCGUGCCGCGCAGCGAAGCUGAAGCGCGCCUGGUGGGCUCCCAACAGCAUCAGCAUCACAAUGAAUCAUCCUGCUCCUCUGGUCCGGAUUCGCCGCGUCACACGCACUCGCACUCCCACCCGCAUACGCUGCAUGGCGCGGGCGGCGGGGCGAGCACGUCUUCGGCGGGCGUUGGCGCUGCCACCGGUGCCAUGUCCAAGGAACUGCCACUGGACACCAGCAGCGGCGGCAGCCAAGGACGCGCUCAGUAUCUAUCGGCCACCUGCGUUGUAUUCACCAACUACUCCGGCGACACGGCCAGCGUGGUGGACGAGCACUUCUCCCGUGCGCUCAACUACAGCAACAAGGAUACUAAAGAUGGCAGCAGCCCCAUGUCGACACGCAAUUUCCCACCAUCGUUCUGGAACAGCAAUUACGUGCAUCCAAUACCCGCCCCCACACAUCCACAGGUUAGCGACUUGUAUGGCACGGCGACGGACACGGGCUAUGCCGCAGAUCCUUGGGUGCCACAUGCGGCGGCAGCGCAUUAUGGUUCCUAUGCACAUGCGGCCCACGCCCACGCAGCCCACGCCCACGCCUACCAUCAUAACAUGGCCCAGUAUGGAAGCCUGCUGAGAUUGCCCCAGCAAUAUAGCCACGGAUCGAGACUACAUCACGACCAGCAGACGGCCCACGCCUUGGAGAGUGCGGCGGCCUACUCAAGUUAUCCAACAAUGGCAGGUCUGGAAGCUCAAGUGCAGGAAACGUCAAAGGAUCUGUACUGGUUCUAGAGCGGGACCAGGACAACACAAUCUGUAUAAAGGAGAGCAACAUGAACUCAUAAAUUGCAAACAAUAAACGGACGCUCCGCUAAACUUAAGUGAAAGAUUUACAUAAAUGUGCAAGCUUACGUUAAAAAGAAAAAGAAAUAUUUAAACAAAUAGCAGUAUAAACGGAAAUUUUAAAUUCGCACUUGUUUGUUUGUAAUUUAAUAAA